CUGAGGAAAAAACAAAAGAUCACUAUUGCCGGUACGUGGAAGUCUCUCUUGCAUUUCCAUGACUCUUCGCCGGUAGAUAAUGGAGUCUAAAAGCCACGAACAUUGCGACAAUUGUGUAAAGCUCUACUGUAGUUCUCAAAAUGGCUGCAAGAUGUUAUUUUGUGAAUUCGGAUGCACCGCACAACUUCACAGCUGUAAAAUGAAAGACCACCAGAAUGUGUGCCAGAAAUGUCGAAUUCCAUGUAUAAAUUCAGAGUACGGAUGUCCGGUUGUGAUGACAAGGGAUAGCCUGAGAAACCACUUACAGCGGUGCCCAGCAAGUGUGAUUUUUUGUACAAUGGAGUGGAAUAGAUAUCCAGUGUAUUCCAAAUCUCGGUUAAGUUUGGUGCCUUUCUUUCAACCGAACCCGAUUCUAGUAAAAGGGCAUCUAGAUGUGGAGCUGGCCUUCAGGGAUCAAAGAAUACUUCAGGAAGUAUUCCGAAGGCGUUGUAGAAAAGGGAAAGCAAAAGUAGACAUGUUAAGAUCGUCCUUACAGAAAGGCACACCGAAACAGCAUGGUAGCGGAACCCAACCAUCGACUGUGAAAUCGGAUUCUGUCAAAAUGGCGAUGGCUUUAGCAAUGUCUUCGUUAGAAAAUAAGUUUCGUAAACAACGAGGUGAAGGGCAGAAUUCUAGCGGAGAUCUCGAGGAUGAAAAUUCACUUGACAACGAAACCCAUAACGAAAACCGAAAUAUUCUCAGCGAUUUGCUUUCUGGAAGUGAAAAACUGGAAAAUGAAUGUGUUGAUUAUGUUAAUGCUGAUGUUAACCCAGUUGAUAUAGAGCUACAUCCGUUGCAAGGAGAGGAAGAUGAAAGUAGUAAAGGUGACAAGGCCUCUGUUAGUUUCCUUGACAACAGCGUACCGCCUCCUCCUGUCCAUUUGCCAAUCUACCUCGACCAACCCCUGGGUUUGAAUGUUGUGGUCGAAACCCUCCCCAAGUUCCAGAAACAGUCUCCAAUGUAUUCCAUACCCUGCAACCAGGUAUUCCGCCGUGAAGAGUACAGUGGCCAUUUUAAGAAUGUUCAUAGUGAUAUUCAGGGAGGGCUGAAUGGUUGGUUGGAGCAUCGGUGUCCUCUUUCGCAGUAUGGCUGCACAUUUGUGCGCUAUAGGCUUCUGCCUCACAGCCAAGAUGGAGCUGUAACCUUCAAUCAAGAGCUUGGAAGCUUUGGCAUCAGACCAUAUGAGCAAUCACCUCUAGUAAACACUUCUUGUUGUACAGCAGAAUAUUCUCAAAGUCAGAUACAAGACACCACUGGUCCCACAGGGGAAAUUGCUCCAAAUCAAAUGCAGAUGCAUACAACAUCUAGUUUGGAUCUGCUGACAUCUUUGCCCCUAGAUAUCUUGGCGAAGAUAGCUGGCCAACUGGAUGGUUUCAGUCUGUGUAACUUCUCUUGCACAUGUAAGUUGCUGAGGGAGGUUUGUAUGAAUGUUUUGGAAACAAAAGGUAUGGUACUAUUUGAAUGGGAAAAAAGAAUCUAUGAUGAUGGAAACUGGUCUUGGAAGAUAAGACAAAAGGUGGGUGUUAAGUAUUGCAUGUACCUCAUCUAUGACUUAUAAGGUUCAUUUAGUAAUUUAGUUUGUAUGUAUAGUCAAAUGGUUACUUGACGUCAGUUUCAUGUCUUUUACAUGGUGUAAACUAGAAAGCCCAAGCUGUAGUAAAGUUUUAUUUCAAUUUUAGUAUCACAUCUCUCACUUAGUACAUUCACUAUGAUUGGUCAAUCUAGUGGGCCAAAUUAGAUAAACAUAAGGCUCAUUAAACUUCAAAUAUUUUUGAACUGAAAUCUUCUCCCUCUAUCUAUUUGAUAUAUAUUUUAAUAAACUUGUUUUCUUGCUCCUUAAUGUAAGUUACGGAACCUCAUUUUUGUGUUUGGAUUUAUGGCAUGCGCUAUGCACCUGGGCCUGAAAUCCAUGCAGGAAAACUCUUGGUCUGUUGCUUACAGUACAGACCUCAAACUCAGUUAACAAGAGGUAUAUAAUUUGUCUUAUGUGAAAAUUAAGGUUACUAAUCCUGUUUGAGGAAGUGGUGGGGAAAGGUUAUUUAUUUUGUGCAAUAAUGGUCUUGUUUUCUUAAGAACUUGUAGCCAACAAAAUAUCUAUAGAGAUUAAGUCUAGCAAAGUAAGCAUAGCUGUAUGUAUUUUCAACUUCUUUGUAGAUGAAAUCAUUUUGUUUUUGAUGGGUGCAUAAUACUGUGCAUUAGGUUAGGAAAUGCUUCUGCCACAUCAGUAUUCCAAGAGGGACAACAAUUGUGUUUUCUUUAGAAGUGAUUUGCUGGUAUAUUUUGCAACAUGCUCAACUAAAUCAAUUUUAACUAGGACUAUCUAAAUAUAUGUGACUUAUAGUAUUUUUCUUGGUGAAAAGCAGCUGUAGUAACUGUAUAGAGAGUUAAAGGAACUAAUUUUAAUAACAACAGUCUACUUUCUAUUUCAGCGAUGGUAUUUUUCCACCUCAUUUUCACCAGUUGAAAAGUGGGUGCAUUCUAACUCACCAUUCAUGGCAGCACAUCUAGAGAAGUGCCAAUACUUUGACCACAGAAAAGCAUCAAAUCAGUUUAGUUAUUGUUUUGUUCAGCCUGGUCAUGAAGGAAACAGUAACAAUCAUGAUAACCAUAAAGACAACAGUGAGAUAGGCCUCGAAUAUCACCCUGGCCAUGAGGAUAGUAAUAUUGAUCAGAUCGUCCUUGAAUGCAAGAUGAGUGAUGAGAAUGAAACUGACACAGAGACAGAAACAGAAACAUCAUCAUCAUCCAAUUCAGAGCCAGAGGUACUUGAUGCAGAUAAUUGAACCCAAAUACUACUGCAUAAACUUGGGAAAUCUUAUCAAUAAUUAGUGAAAUUUAUAUUAAAAAAGUAUGAUAAUCAAUAUUGGGUAGUGUAUGACCCUAUGUGUACUAAAAUUUAAAAAAAAAAUUUAUAUUGCACUGAAUGCAAAUAAUCAUUGAUUUUAUAGUUUUUUAUCAGAAACUUUGAAAUUACUUCAAAUUUUGGUGUGGCUGUCAUUUUAGCAGUAUUGGUUUAACUCUCUUGCUUGAAGUUAGUACGUUGAAUAAUAUUUGUUUUUUUGGGAGGAGUUUUUAGGUAAUUGGGUCAUGGAGUUGACAAGAGAAGAUGGAUGGUUUUUAACUGACAAGCACUGUGUUUGUGGGAAGUAGUGAGGGUAAUUUUUUUUGUUAACAAAGAUAUACUGUUGUAUAGUGUAUUCAUGAACACAUUUAUUUUUUCUGUCUUCCAUGACCUGUUAGAAAGUAAGAAAAGAGUUUGAACCUGAGUUGACAUCGUCAUCUGAGGUUACUGUAGUUUUCUUGUUUGUUUAACCCUUUUGCUCCCGUGAGUGAUCAAGAUAGAAUUUCUCCCAACAAUAUCAAUUCAAUAUCAAGCAGACAGGUGAUGAGAGUAAAGAAAAAUAUCAACUAUAAGACAUUCAUCUUAAACCAAAUUCUCUAAACCAACAUCAUGUAAUAACUGCAUGGAGGAUAGUGAGGAGAAGCACUAAUGCGAUCUUAAGAGUGAAAUGGUUCACCUUUUGGUGGAUGGAUUACAAGGAGUUUUAUCUUAUUUUAAUCACCAAAUUCUCCCAACUUAUUUUAGGUGGGUUAUAGUGGAAAGAAAGGAGAAUCACUGACCGGAUCUUGAUAUGUGAGGGGUCAGAGUAAUGCAAGAUUAAUUGAGUUAUUAGUAUUAUACUAUUCUUAUUUUAUAUAGGGAAACCAUUUUAGAGAAAUUAUAUUAGAAUUAUCAAGGUAAAUUAUUUUUACCAUCUCAAGAUAUGUUUGAUAUUUAAGACACUGCACAAAGAGAAAUUAAGAUAUAUAUGCUAGUAUUUUCAUUUCAAAGACAGUUUUGUACAUUUGAAGGUUUGGGGGUUCAAUAUAUCUAAGCAGUGAAAUAUGAGUGGAAUAAACAGCUAGAAAGCCUGAGAUCUUUGCAGAAACAGAAAUAGGUCAAUGUUUUUUUCCAAUUUUCUGGUUAUAUGCAAACAAAAUAAAAAAAGCUGGGAAAGAUUUCUUGGUCAGUUUUUUAAUUUCAGCAUCUGGCUGUUCUGCCCCCAUACCCUCACUUAAAGUAUCAUUAUUUAUUAUAAUUUGGUCCACAGACUUGGUAUAUCAAAAUUAAGCUUUUAAGUUAUUGAAGCCUACAGAAAACAGUUGAAAAGAAAAGGACAAGCUAAAGAUACUUUUUUUUACUCCAGUUUUGCAGCUCCUCUCAACCAUUGGUUAGAUUUUUCUCCAGCUUCUCAAGGGAACAAGAGGCGACUGAAAUAGAAAAAUUCAGGUGCUGUGGAUAAGGUUGGGCUCUGGGUACUUAUUUCAAUUUAAGGUACAUGUUACUAAUGCAAAGUUAACUGAAACAAGAGUAUUGAAUAAGAAAUCUGCUUCACUGAAUGUUUGUGUAUUAUAUAAAAGUUGCGUUUUUGUCAUCAUCCAUAAGAAACCUGAUUUGGGUCUCAUUCCCAGGUUUAGGCAUGUGUCAGUAUGUUGCUAAUUUUCUUCAGGGGUACUCCUGAAGAAAAUAACAAUGCAUUUAUUGGCGCACACAUGCAGUAUGAUCUGAGGAUUGGUUUUGUAUAUGGUUUGUAAACUAAGUCAACCUGGAGUUAGAGUUUGCAUGUGUCUUGUAAGAGCCUGCUUUAUUAUCAAGCUGGAAAAUAAAUGGAACUAAAAAUAAAGCAACUUUUAUUUUCAAUAUUACUGAGUCUAGAUCAGUAAUUGGGAAAUCAGUUGAUACCUGGUAGGGGUGAAAAGGAAUCUUGCUCACACCCACUGAACAAUAUUCUGCUAAACAGAAACUAAAGGUAGUAAAUUUUGAGCUUGUCAAUGAAAUAAAGGAUGGUUUUCAGCCUUUCUUUUAACAUUUUCAUCGGUACUUUGUCC
Molecule: messenger RNA, 4908 nt
Organism: Pocillopora meandrina
Lineage: Eukaryota; Metazoa; Cnidaria; Anthozoa; Scleractinia; Pocilloporidae
Source: the annotation of a GenBank genome assembly